AUGGAACGUUUUAAGAUAAUCAAGAAAGUUGGUGAAGGAACGUUUGGAAGCGUUUGGAAAGCGUUAGGUACACAAACUGGUGAAAUUGUUGCGAUAAAGACGAUGAAACAAAAGUAUCAUUCACUCGAAGAAUGUCUUAAUCUUCCAGAAGUGAAGUCAUUAAGAAAGAUGAAGAAGCACAAAAACAUUGUGCAACUCAAAGAAAUCUUAAUAGAAAAUAACAUCUUGUUCUGCGUUUUCGAGUAUCUGGAGUGUGACUUGUACAAACUUAUAGUGAGCAGGGCAAAAAAUCCUUUCUCGGAGGAUCAAAUAAGAAACUGGUUUUUUCAAGUAUUUCAAGCUCUCGACCAUAUGCACCGGUGUGCUGGAUACUUCCCUCGGGAUCUUAAACCGGAGAAUUUACUGGUAACAAAAGAUGAGUGGACGAUAAAAGUGGCUGAUUUUGGUAAAGCACGAGAAAUCUGUUCUCAACCACCUUUUACAGAUUAUAUCUCGACACGCUGGUAUCGAGCACCUGAAGUUUUGUUAAAAUCAUCCUCGUACAACGCUGCAGUGGAUAUGUGGGCAAUGGGUACAAUCCUGGCUGAAUUGUUUACGCUCUCUCCUCUUUUUCCUGGUACAACUGAAGCAGAUGAGCUUUACAAAAUUUGCGAUGUUAUUGGAAGUCCGAAUCAAGAAUCAUGGGCAGAGGGACUACAAAUUGCGAAAUCGAUCGGCUUUCAAUUUCCACAAGUUCCUGGUGCUCGUGAUCUUAAAAUGUUGAUACCGUCCGCUAGUGAUGCUGCUAUAAGCCUCGUAAAAUCACUUUGUUCGUGGGAUCCAAACAAGAGACCGACGGCGCAGGAGGCUCUUUAACAUCC
Messenger RNA from Papaver somniferum (opium poppy), 860 nucleotides. RefSeq names its product cyclin-dependent kinase F-4-like. NCBI's taxonomy places the organism in Eukaryota, Viridiplantae, Streptophyta, Magnoliopsida, Ranunculales, Papaveraceae. Gene Ontology annotation, molecular function: ATP binding; protein serine/threonine kinase activity. Gene Ontology annotation, cellular component: cytoplasm; nucleus. Gene Ontology annotation, biological process: intracellular signal transduction; protein phosphorylation. The record is from RefSeq and is a predicted model, not a curated record. The transcript has 2 exons. Bases 1 to 855 code for a protein of 284 amino acids.